AUGAAUGCAAAGAUAGUAUCUCUUGCAAUUAUGAUAAGCGUCAGUUCAGCUUUGCUUAUAGAUCCAAGUGAAAGUGCCUCAAAAGCAUACUCCACAAGUGUUUCAAAUGGAUGGCAAUAUUUCAAACAAUAUCAACCCCCAAGUUACGACACACAUGCUUACCCAAAAUACGAAUUCGAGUAUGCAGUAUCAGACAAAAUAACUGGAGAUCAUAAACACCAGCAUGAAACAAGAGAUGGAAAUAGGGUUCACGGCGAAUACAGUCUGAUAGAAGCCGAUGGCUCUUUAAGAAGGGUUCAGUAUAAUGCUGAUCACUAUAAUGGAUUUCACGCUAUUAUAGUAAUAGCUUGCGCUGUAAUGACAGCCUGCCGGGCGGGUCUGUUGCACCAUGGUCCAGCAGUGUCAUCGCAUAAUAUCGCUCAUCAUGAGCAAAACAUCCAACACGAGCUCCCGGCCCACUAUUCUGCUGCCGUCCACAGCGCUCCAGCGGUUACUGCAUCCCAUUCAGUCCACGCCGCGCCUUCAAUUUACUCUGGUUAUGGUACUGAAGACCACUAUGUUGGCGAAUACGCUCAUCCUAAAUACGGUUACUCAUACUCUGUAGAAGAUCCUCAUACUGGAGACCACAAGUCACAGCACGAGGAACGCGAUGGAGACGUCGUGAAAGGCGAAUAUUCCCUCCUGCAACCUGAUGGUUCUUUCCGUAAAGUGACUUACACGGCUGACCAUCAUAACGGAUUUAACGCCAUCGUGCAUAACACACCGCCAGUGAUCCAUCAUCAC
Iphiclides podalirius (scarce swallowtail) is the source of this 783-nucleotide messenger RNA. NCBI's taxonomy places the organism in Eukaryota, Metazoa, Arthropoda, Insecta, Lepidoptera, Papilionidae. The record is from the annotation of a GenBank genome assembly.